UCCAUAUCAGUAGCGCGUUAUGUGUGGAAGGAUUUCACAGUGCUCCAAAUCCUCAAUUACUGUUAAGGCACAGUGAAUCAGUUUGAGCGUAAAAAUUAUCAUAAAUACAAUUGCCGUAAAAUUUUGACGUUCCUUAAAUUAACGUCUUUCUGUAAAUUUGAGAUUAAUCAAGAAUAUAAUGUGAGAUUAACAGCAACUAUAUAUUGCAAUAACAUUGAUCUCUACAGAUGUAAACACAAACAAUGUUUGCCAGAUAUAUUAAUUAUAAAUCAUCUAUUACCGAGUUUUAAAUUUUUCUCAAAGAUUGUACAACUUUCAUUGUGUCAACUUUUGUUACUGCCGGUAGAAGGUGUAAAAUUGGAAUGAUAUGGAACGGCGAAAUAUGGUGCGCUGCCGAUGUGAUUGAUUUAUGAACUAGAUCCGUUAGCUGAGAUACUUAUGUAUCAAUUACUGUUAUAUAAUAAUACUUGGAAUUAUAACCACUUCAUCAUUUUACGCAGAUAAGGAGAGAGCAUCGAGUACAAAAUUUAAGAAUAAUAUAUUUCAGAUUUUCUAGACGUAAAAUGACAAUCAAAAUGUGCAAAGCUAUGUCACUGAAUUCACGAGUCUAAGUAAACCAUCGUUGUUACCUGCGUGAUUAAAAGAAGGUCUGAAGAGAACAAUGCACAUCGGUACUAUUAUAUUAAUAGUUCUGAAUCUAACCGUUUAUUCAUUAGCUGUAAUUCAUCAAGAACCUGUUUUCCCCAUCUGGCCAUUACUGACGUACUGGUCCGACGCAGAGGGUCACAAAGAACUGGAGGUGUUGGGCACUGAGACUGGGAAAAUUAUAAACAUCAACAAUAAUAAUGCAAAAGGUGGAAUCGUCCGAGUUUGGGCUGGAAAAACUCUCAAUCUGAGAUGUCAUCCGAUGUCCCAUCAUUCUGGACAUCGUCAAUAUCAGUGGCACUUUUUGCCAUGUGGUCCAGGCUAUAAUCAGCAAUCGUGCAAGAUUCUGAGAAGCAGUUUAACCAUCGACACAGAGUGGCAAGUCGUGCAGAGUCAAAGCCAGCUUGAUGAAUUAAUUUUAAAGACAACGGCGGAAGAGGAUAGCGGCUUGUACAAAUGUAGCACUAUUCGAAACGACGGUACUUUUAAGGUACUGAGGAUGUUUCAGUUGGAAAUAAUAGAUGGAACAGUUCACGCGCCAAAUAUCAUAGAAGGACCGUGGAACGUGAGCGUCGCUUAUUACGGCAGAGAUCAGAAAAUAUCUCUUCAAUGCAGAGUAACGUCUAGUGUACAACCGAACAUCGUAUGGUUCAGAAAACUCAACAGUGCACCAAGCAAAAGAGGAGAAGAUGUGAUAAUCUACAGAGACGCCGGGUGGAAAAUGUUACCCAGCAAUCAGAUACAUCUUGGUAAUCAAAUAUACUUAUCCAAGCUCAGUUUUGACCAGCUCAGUUUGGACGAUUCCGGGUAUUACGCAUGUAUUGCAAUCAAUUACAAAGGUUGGACAAUGCAAGAGGCUCAGUUGAAAGUCUAUUUGCCUUUCAGCUCGAGUUCCCUUAACAACACAGGAAAAGUUGAGCAGUGGGUGGGAUUCAAAUUUUCCAGUCUUUUUUUAAUACCUGCCUGUUUAGCGUUAGUACCUGCGUCUGCAUGGCUUUGCUAUCUAUAUCACAAACCCCGGAACAAACAAAAUGUACCGUUUGUAAAUUGACUUUCUGUGAUCAGGCUUAGGAUAUUCUUAAUUUAGAAGAUUGAAAGCUAACAUGUUCCAAGCUCUCUUCAUUAGAGAAGCGAUUUUCAAUGACCAAUUUGUGAAGUUAAAAAAAAAACUGGACUCUGACGAUAACUUUGCAAGUGAUGACAAAUUCCCAUGAUUUUGUUGCAACAUAUGUAUACGAUACUUUAAUGCAUGGUGAGAAUUUCACUUAACAGUGAAUAUACCAGGUGAGAA
This is a messenger RNA of Neodiprion virginianus, 1936 nucleotides long. RefSeq names its product fibroblast growth factor receptor-like 1. The record is from RefSeq and is a predicted model, not a curated record. The transcript is spliced from 5 exons. Lineage: Eukaryota; Metazoa; Arthropoda; Insecta; Hymenoptera; Diprionidae. The coding region runs from base 662 to 1696 and encodes 344 amino acids.